Molecule: messenger RNA, 1680 nt
Organism: Solanum verrucosum
Lineage: Eukaryota; Viridiplantae; Streptophyta; Magnoliopsida; Solanales; Solanaceae
Product: protein NRT1/ PTR FAMILY 2.7-like
Exons: 4
Coding region: 13-1680 (555 amino acids)
Biological process (GO): transmembrane transport
Cellular component (GO): plasma membrane
Molecular function (GO): transmembrane transporter activity
Source: RefSeq, a predicted model, not a curated record
CAUUUUUCAAAUAUGGAUGGAGAAUCACAAAUCUUGAAGAGCUCAGCUGGACACGGAAAACGAGGAGGAUGGAUUACAUUCCCUUUUACAAUAGCAACAACAGCGGGAUUGAACAUAGCAGCAGCAGGUUGGAUGAAUAACUUGACAGUUUACUUAAUUGAGGAAUUUGGAAUGAAUAGUAUUGAUGCUGCUCAAGUUUCUAAUAUUAUGAAUGGCUCUGUCAAUUUUGUUCCUGUUGUUGCUGCUAUUCUUGCUGAUUCAUUCUUUGGUUGUUUCUCUGUUGUAUGGAGUUCUUGUUUUAUCUCUCUACUGGGCAUAGUUCUCUUAGCUUUAACAUCAACAAUUGACACAUUGAGACCUCAACAACUAUGCACAAAUGGUUCAGGCAUUUGUAUGUCACCAACAAAACUUCAAUUUGCCUUCUUAUACGGAGGAAUCGCGUUGGCAUCCAUUGGAUUAGGUGGAAUGAGAACCAACAUAGCAACAAUUGGCGCGAACCAAUUUCGCGACUCAAAGUACCAAAACAUGUUCUUCAAUUGGUUCUUCUUCACCAUGUACAUUGGGACAGUUAUUGGUGCAACUGUUAUUGUGUACAUUGAAGACAAUGUGAGCUGGAAAUUUGGGUAUUUUGUAUGUGUAGCUGUCAAUUUUGUUGGUUUAGUUGUUUUCUUAAGUGGAAGUAGAUUUUACCAUUAUGCUAAACUUGAAGGUAGUCCUUUUACUAGUUUGGCUCAUGUGAUUGUGGCAACUAUUAGAAAAAGGAAACUUCCAAUUUUAGAUGAGAAUAAUUGGUAUAAUGGACCACAUGCCAAUGUUGAUCAAACCAUGUCAAUAGCACCUUCAAAAAGUUUUGGGUUUUUGAAUCGUGCAGCGUUAAUAUGUGAAGGAGAUGUUAAACAGGACGACUCAAUCGCGAAACCAUGGAGACUCUGUACAGUAAGUGAAGUAGAAGACUUUAAAAGUCUAAUGAGAACUCUGCCAUUGUGUUCAUCAAGCAUAUUUCUUUCGACUCCUAUCGCGGUCCUAAUUAGUUUGUCUGUACUUCAAGCCUUAGCCAUGGACAGACAUUUAGGACCUCAUUUUCAAAUUCCAGCUGGUUCAAUACCUGUCAUUGUACUCGUCACCACCUCGAUUUUUCUUACAAUAUUCGAUAGAUUUCUCUUCCCCGCUUGGGAAAAAUUGAUUGGCCACAAUGUUACGCCUUUCAAACGAAUUGGAGUUGGCCAUGUGCUUACUUUUAUUGGCUUGGGAGUGGCAGCUUUAGUAGAGUCUAAAAGACUUAAUGAAGUCAGAGACAAAGACGGAUUCAGAAUUUCUGUCUUGUGGCUCGUGCCACAUUUAGUUCUUAUUGGGAUAGGUGAGGCAUUUCAUUUUCCAGGACAAGUAUCAUUGUACUAUCAAGAAUUUCCAACGUCGUUGAAGAGUGUUUCAACUGCCCUAACAUGGCUAGUUAUCGCGGUUUCAUUUUAUGUGAGUACCGCGUUGAUUGAUCUUGUUCGAAGGACGACUAGUUGGUUGCCAAAUGACAUAAAUCAGGGGAGAAUUGACAAGUUUUAUUGGGUGUUUGCUGUGGUUGGAGUGGUGAAUUUUGGGUAUUAUUUACUAUGUGUUUGGUUUUACAAGAGAAAAGUUGGGAACAAAGUGGUUGAUCAUGGUGCAUCUAAUGCUUUCAAAAAGUGA